Molecule: messenger RNA, 990 nt
Organism: Chaetomium globosum CBS 148.51
Lineage: Eukaryota; Fungi; Ascomycota; Sordariomycetes; Sordariales; Chaetomiaceae
Exons: 2
Coding region: 1-990 (329 amino acids)
Biological process (GO): secondary metabolite biosynthetic process
Molecular function (GO): FAD binding; monooxygenase activity
Source: RefSeq, a predicted model, not a curated record
AUGGAGGCCAUCGCCCGUCAGACCACCUGGCUCGACCUGUACCAUCACGAGGGCAAGUUUGUGACGCGCCAGUCGUUUGCGCAUGAGAAGGCAUGGGGCAGGCGGAUCAACGGCCACCGGGGCCAGUUGCAUAACAUCAUCUAUCGGCAUGCUGCGGGGGUAGUGGUAAACGGGGAACGGUUCUCGGCGGACGUUGUCGUUGCUGCUGAAGGGGUGCGGUCCCGCGGGAGGAAGAUUGUGCUUGGCUUUGACGAGAACCCCAAGUCGUCGGGCUAUGCUGUGUACAGGGCGUGGUUCCCGGCUGACCACAUCCGGGACAACCCCGUGAUCCAACACCUAGUAACACACGGGGAUUCGCAUCUGGGGUUUAUUGGCCCGGACAUCCACUUCUUAGCAUCGAGCAUCAAGAACGGGACCGAAGUAAACUGGGUGUUUACGCAUAUCGACGACGGGAACAUCGAGGAGAGCUGGCAGUUCCCGGGCAAGCCAGAAGAGGCGCUCAAGUACCUCGAAGGGUGGUGUCCUGUGGUGCACGAGCUGGUCAAGGCAACCCCCGACGGACGGCUCAUCGACCACAAACUGGUCUACCGCGACCCCCUCCCGACCUUUAUCUCACCCAGGGCCCGGAUCUGCUUGAUAGGCGAUGCGGCACACCCCUUCCUACCGACUUCUAUUCAGGGCGCGAGCCAGUCGAUCGAGGACGGAGUGGCCCUGGCGACGUGCUUAGAGCUGAGCGGGGAGAAGGAUAUUCCCACAGCGCUGCGGGCGUACGAGAAGCUGAGGUACGAGAGGGUACACCGCGCGCAGGCCAUGGGCCCGCAAACCCGGGAGCGGUGGCACAAGGCGGAUUGGAAUAAAGUGUGGAAAAACCCCGAGAUGAUCCACUUAGUGCGGGAGCAGUGGCUGCUCAACUUCGAUACAGAAAAGGAUGCGUAUGAUCGGUACGAGCAGGUCGUGGCCGAGUUGGAGCGGGCAAAGCCGCGGCUGUAA